Molecule: messenger RNA, 231 nt
Organism: Penicillium pulvis
Lineage: Eukaryota; Fungi; Ascomycota; Eurotiomycetes; Eurotiales; Aspergillaceae
Product: ATP19 family protein
Exons: 3
Coding region: 1-231 (76 amino acids)
Biological process (GO): proton motive force-driven ATP synthesis
Source: RefSeq, a predicted model, not a curated record
AUGGUCGUCUACUACCAGAUCGCCGGCAAGAAGGUCGGCUCCCACGUCCUCGCCAUGGCCACUCUCGGCACGAUCUUCGCUGGUUCCUGGGCUGCCGCCGGUGGUGGCUCCAAGCCCAAGACCGCCGCUGGACCCCCCAUCAACGCUUCCUCCAAGGAAGAGGGUGAUUUCAUCCAGAACUUCUUGAAGGAGGUUGACGGAGGCGACAAGAAGCCCGCUUCCGGACACUAA